Molecule: messenger RNA, 1587 nt
Organism: Acomys russatus (golden spiny mouse)
Lineage: Eukaryota; Metazoa; Chordata; Mammalia; Rodentia; Muridae
Gene: Slc25a20
Product: solute carrier family 25 member 20
Exons: 9
Coding region: 103-1008 (301 amino acids)
Biological process (GO): positive regulation of neuron projection development; carnitine transmembrane transport; mitochondrial transport
Cellular component (GO): mitochondrial envelope
Molecular function (GO): O-acyl-L-carnitine transmembrane transporter activity; low-density lipoprotein particle binding
Source: RefSeq, a predicted model, not a curated record
CCGCCCACCCUAAUGUAGGCGAAAGGUCAGUGGCGCUGCUAGGGCAGCGGAGCAAGACCUAGACUGUGCGGGGCUGCCAGGUAGACUGACGGAAGACUGACCAUGGCCGACCAGCCGAAACCCAUCAGUCCGCUUAAGAACUUCCUGGCCGGCGGCUUUGGCGGCGUGUGCCUGGUGUUCGUGGGGCACCCCCUGGAUACGGUCAAGGUCCGACUGCAGACACAACCACCAAGUUUGCCUGGACAGCCAGCUAUGUACUCUGGGACCAUCGACUGUUUCCGGAAGACUCUUAUUAGAGAGGGCAUCACAGGGCUAUAUCGGGGCAUGACUGCGCCCAUCAUUGGAGUCACCCCUAUGUUCGCUGUGUGCUUCUUUGGUUUUGGCUUGGGGAAGAAACUACAGCAGAAAUCUCCAGAGGAUGUGCUCAACUACCCACAGCUGUUUGCAGCUGGGAUGUUAUCUGGUGUUUUCACUACUGGAAUCAUGACGCCUGGAGAGCGGAUCAAAUGCUUACUGCAGAUUCAGGCUUCUUCAGGGGAAAACAAAUACAGUGGUACCUUGGACUGUGUAAAGAAGCUGUAUCAGGAGUUUGGGAUCCGUGGCUUCUACAAGGGGACUGUGCUCACUCUCAUGCGAGAUGUUCCAGCCAGUGGAAUGUAUUUCAUGACAUAUGAAUGGCUCAAAAAUCUCUUCACUCCAGAGGGAAAGAGUGUCAGUGACCUCAGUGUCCCUCGGAUCCUGGUGGCUGGAGGCUUUGCAGGGAUCUUCAACUGGGCUGUGGCGAUCCCCCCAGAUGUGCUCAAGUCUCGAUUCCAGACUGCACCUCCUGGAAAAUACCCUAAUGGUUUCAGAGAUGUGCUGAGAGAGCUGAUCCGGGAAGAAGGAGUCACCUCCUUGUACAAAGGGUUCAAUGCAGUAAUGAUCCGCGCCUUCCCAGCCAAUGCAGCCUGUUUCCUUGGCUUUGAAGUCGCCAUGAAGAUCCUUAACUGGAUUGCCCCGAACUUGUGAGGCUGAAGACUGUUCAAGACUUGUGGAUGCUGGACAACCGUUGCUGAGAAGUGGGCAGGACUGGGUGUCCUGAGGAUGAGGGGAGGGGAAUGGUGGCAUCAGAGCUCCAGGCUGUGAUGGUGAAAUUGUUGCCUUAAUGACAUCCUCUACCUUCUAUAACUUGGUGCCAUUUUGAAACUUGAAUUUACAAGAUUUCCAGAGAAUUGGAGAUGGAAUAAAGAGUUUAUAGACUCACUCACUACCUUUGGCCAAAUUGCCGCCUACUGACUGAGUGAUGACCCUACUGCACUCAAAAUACUCCUCUCUAGAGAGUUGAUAGCAGACUCUCUGGAGGCUCCUUGCCUAUUUUCAGCCAGCUAAACCAGGAGCUGAGAGCUUUCAUUGCUAGCCAGGAAAACCCAACAGAUGUCUAUGGUGCCAUCUACUCCUGGGCUACACAGAGAUGUGGACGUAAGAAACACACAUCUGUCUACCAAAUGGACUAGGUAGAUAUAGCUAAGGACAGGCCACCUGUUAACUAUUGUUUCUUGAUAUUUUUACACUAGAAAGUCAUAAAAAGUUAACUAGUUAUCUGAAUUC